Messenger RNA from Leguminivora glycinivorella, 5259 nucleotides. RefSeq names its product proline dehydrogenase 1, mitochondrial (gene slgA). Gene Ontology annotation, molecular function: FAD binding; proline dehydrogenase activity. The transcript is spliced from 12 exons. The record is from RefSeq and is a predicted model, not a curated record. Bases 108 to 1853 code for a protein of 581 amino acids. Lineage: Eukaryota; Metazoa; Arthropoda; Insecta; Lepidoptera; Tortricidae. Gene Ontology annotation, cellular component: mitochondrion.
CGCCGGCAGUCGCGUAUCGAGCGCGCGUCAGUGUCAGUUGAAGUCAGUUGUCAGGUGUCGGCCGCAGAGACCGCGCGUGUGUUCAGUGCAGUGAGUGGCGCUCCACCAUGGCUCUGCUCAGACGAUUGGCCGUCAACGCGCCCCGAGGCGCCCGCGCGCUCGCCUCGGCGCCGCCGCCGGCGCGCGACGAACUCGACCUAACCUUCAGCAGCCCCAAAGAUGCCUUCAAGAGUAAAAAGACGAGCGAGCUGGUGCGCGCGUACCUCGUCUACCAGAUUUGCUCGGUCAACUGGAUCGUGGAAAACAACGACAUGCUGAUGAAGCGGACGAGGCAGCUAAUCGGCAAGAAGCUCUUCGAAAUGAUCAUGAAAGCGACGUUCUACGGACAGUUCGUCGCUGGCGAAGACCAGAACAAGAUCCGACCCACAGUUGACAGACUUCGAUCGUUCGGCGUCAAGUCCAUCCUAGACUACUCCGUGGAAGAGGAUCUCUCCAAGGAGGAGGCGGAGAAGCGAGAAGUCAGCGCUUCAAUCUCUCAAAGCGGAGAUAAGAAGGAGGAGGGGCAGCUAAAGCAAUACCACGUGGAACAACGAUUUGCCGAUCGCCGGUACAAAGUGCACAGUGCGAGGACGUACUUCUACCUCAACGAGGCAUCGUGCGAGAGGAAUAUGGAGGCAUUCCUUAAGAGUAUCCAGGCUGUGGCCGAAACCACUGAUAGCACCGGCCUCAUGGGGAUCAAAUUGACAGCGUUGGGAAGACCUCAGUUGCUGCUGCAACUGUCCGAGGUGAUAAUGCGCGCGCGCAGCUACAUGCAUCAGAUGGUCGGUGGCACAGGCAACGUGCUGACCCACCACAAGACCAUCGAGGACCUGCAGCGGUACUUCGGGGACCACAGCUCUAAGCCUGAGGUCCAGGAGUUCAUGAAGCAGAUCACUUCGGAUAAACAAGGCAUCGUGCAUUUGUUCCCGUGGUCAGGAAUCCUUGACAAGGACAUGGGCCUGUCGGACUCGUUCCGAGUGCCGGACCCCAAGACCGGUCAGAUGAGGCGGCUCAUCUCACAGAUCCUGCCUAAGGAAGAAGAGAUGUUCCGGAACAUGCUCCGGCGGCUCAACCACAUCAUCCAGAUCGCCAACGAGGCCGACGUGCGCAUCAUGAUCGACGCCGAGCAGACCUACUUCCAGCCGGCGAUCAGCCGCAUCUGCCUCGAGAUGAUGCGCCGGUACAACAAGGACAAGUUCCUCGUGUUCAACACGUACCAGACCUACCUGAAGAACGCCUACAACGAGAUACUGACCGACCUGGAGCAGGCAGAGCGGCAGAACUUCUACUGGGGCGCCAAGCUCGUCCGCGGCGCUUACAUCGAACAGGAGCGCGCGCGAGCGGCGGCCAUGGGCUACGAGGACCCGACGUGCGAGAGCGUGGACGCCACCACGACCUCCUUCCACAAAUGUAUCAAGGAGAUCCUCUCCAGGGUCAAGGGCCGCGAGGGCAAGGGCUCACACCUGGGCAUCAUGGUGGCCAGCCACAACGAAGACACGGUGCGCUUCGCCAUCGAGCUGAUGAAGCAGCACAACAUCCGGCCCGAGGACAAGGUCGUUUGUUUCGGCCAGCUGCUCGGCAUGUGCGACCACGUCACCUUCCCGCUUGGUCAAGCCGGCUACUCUGCCUACAAGUACGUCCCGUACGGGCCCGUGACCGAGGUGCUGCCGUACCUGUCCCGGCGGGCCAACGAGAACCGCGGCUUCCUCUCCAAGAUCAAGAAGGAGAAGAGCUUGCUGCUCAAGGAGAUCGUGCGCCGCGUCUUCACCGGCCAGAUGUUCUACAAACCCGUCGGCAACUACAGACCGGUGUAAAAACAAAAGCGCGCUGUAGUCUUUUCCUUUGCGGAGUGCCCGAGUGUAGUGUCUCGGAGCGGAUUGUGAUAUGGAUCAUCGGAGUUGGUUUGGGAUACUGGCCGGUUGGAAUGUCAAACGUUUCGAAAUGAAACUGAAAUGAGGUUAGAAGCGAAUGUUUCUUGCAGUUGGCAACACUGAUAAUUAUUUCUGAAAAUAGCACAGACUGCUGAAGUGUGCGAAAGAGAGCUGUCACGUAUAUGAACAUCCCACACAAAUAAACGUGACCAUUUUUGAGUUCGACAGCGGCUGCUAGCGGCCUACUCAAUUUAAGUUUAACGGAUUAAUCGCAUUAUUCGGUACAAAGGUUGUAUUUAGAGGAUACAGUGGGUUAUUUCCGCUUCGAUUAAACAAUUACAAAAGCAAAUUAUUCACGUUUUAUACUCCCAAUGAUACUUGAAAUUGUUCUAGUUUUGGUCUCACUUUCGAUAUUUGGCAGUUCUUCUUUGUCAUUCUACUUCUAUUGUUCUUUCUGAGAAUUGAACAGCGGUGCCAUCUAUGAGAGAUUCGUUGACUUGGCAAAAUUACUAGCGCCAUCUAUGACUUUGUACCCUCAUUAAAAUUGCAUAUUUUCAAACGUUUGACGUAUUAGGCCUACCGAGAACGUUAUAAGUGAGAUACACAUCUCACUCACGAAAACGACUUUAAUGAAUUAGAAUGAGAAAAUUGGUGAUCGACACUGGCAGUUCCAUUUUUAAUUUUGUUACUAGUCAAUGGAAUGAAACGGUCAGUAUAUUCGAAUGUCGCCUAUCGUCAAUGUGCGUGUGAACGGGUCAAUUCAGCAGUAGGAGCUUUUCAUGAAAAAGUAGGCAUACUGAUGUCCCAUACAAUCGCAAAUUUUGAUCUUUUUCUAUGUUGUGUAGAAUUAUACACAGAAAAAUGAUCACCUUGCUUUAAACGCCUAAAUAAAAUAAUGCGUUUGAAAGCGCGGAAAAAAAUCGCAAUGCUAUAAUGCGUUUGUACGGGACGGCCCAUGGAAUGCUCCGGUACACGAGUAUAAUAUCUAAAAAAAAAGUAAAAUAAGGUUUAUGUCAAAAUGGAUCAAAUGUUACAAACGUGAAUGUAUCCCACUUGUCAUAUUAGGAAAUUAAUUGUAUUUAUUUAAAUGCUUAAUUUAUUGAAAUAGAAAUGGUAAUCGACUUACAACGUAGUUGAAAAAAUCCAAGUUAACUUAAAUAGUUGUACUUGUCUAAUUUACAGGCAAUUACAAAAUCAGCGUCGUUUUGUGCUAUAUUUAUAGGAAUUUUACAGAUUCUAUCAAUUAUGCGUCCUAUUACUGAGUUUUUAAGAACUUGAUAUUGUGUUUUAUUUUAAUGGUUGGCAUUGAAAUUCGUUCCAUUUUUUGUGUGAUGUUUUAAUCUGUAUUCGAACUUAUGACUCGUUCAAGCAAGGUUUUAGUUUAACACUCUCGAGUCUGGUGCAUGGAUGGACUUUGGUGACAUAAUAAGGCCUGUAACGUUAUUAUUAUAAAAAAACGAAUACUUAUUUAUUUAUCUAUUAUUUUAUAUAUUAAUCAUAUGUACGAUAAACUAUAUGGUUUUAUACACACUCAUACUCAUCGUAUAAUAUGUAUGUUAAUUAAACUACGUAUACAUAUAUUACACAAAUUAAUUAUAUAAAUUAUACAUUGUCUGUUAUAUCGGACAUUAUGUAAGUUACUUGCCUUAAGAUAUCACCUAUAAGUGUGUCUGUGUGUUACUAGUAUAUCGGAGAGAUGUAAGAUAUUUAAUUUAGACAAUAACAAAUUGCGUAGACUUUGAUUGUUUUAAAAUCCUAGAUUAUAAAUAAACAAAAUGAAAAAAUGGAAUUUAUAAAAAUGGUAUUUCUAUUAAUAAUAUCUCAGACAGAUGUAUCUUAAAAUAUCAAAAAUGAUCUUUUUUCAAAAUCUCGAAAUUUUUAAAUGUUUCUGGAGAGCGUCCAUUAUGAUAUUUUUGAUUCAGUUUUGUUAAAAAUUCACCUCGGUGGUAUCGUAGAAGAUAUCACCGUAUUGAAGUUUUGAUGAAGCUGUUUAAUUUGUUGUUACUAUAAUUGAGUUACUACAACUGUAAUACUAAAAUCCCAGAUUGAUCAAUACUUGUACUAUUUAGAAUAUAGUAUCGAGUAUUAAUCUUUACGCCAUAUUUUCGCUGUCAUCGACAGGAAUUGCAUAAGUCACAGAAAAAGCAAAGAUUACAAUUCACGAUCGGAAAGUGGCGCCCUCUGUUAUUCUGGCACGCAGUCGUAAGCUUCUUUGCAAUAUUAGGUUAUUCAAUGUCGCGUUUGAACAACUAUUUACUUAAAUCGAAUACGAAUGCAUUUUAUUGUGUUCCAGUUAUGAUAUAAGUUAGGAAUCUGAAUUUUUCAUGUUAUUUAUUAUGUAAUAUAGAUAGCUGGCCCACUGAAUUGUCCUACCUCUUAUAUUAUGGGCUGUAUGUAAGCGAAGCUAUGAACUGGGGUUAUCACUACAAAUAUGACUGUAAAUGGGGAUAAUACCUACUUUGAGCUGGAUUUACUAUUAAACCCAUUUGAAAACAGGAAAGUUGAACCUUAGUACAAAACAUGCUUGUUUUAAGUAGGUUUUGAUCGCUGUGUAUAACCCAUAUGUAAGGCGGAAGUCUAAGGAACGAAUGCCACGCAAAUUUUAUUAUUUGCAUAGCACGUUGAUAAUCUCCUAUUGCCACCUCAAAUCAGUUCCUAUUUAAUUGAUUUAGGUUCAAUUUUAUUUGAAAUUAUUUGUUUUUAUUUGCUUUGUAAAAAUAUUGUUAAGUUGCAAAGCCAUAAGAUUCAAAUAGUAACAAAAGCCUCGACGUAAAUGACGACAUAUUUAUCACAUGUAUUUGAACCUAACAUAUACAUGAUACUUGUAAUUAUGAUGUAAGUAUCUGGGUAUAACAUUUUAAAGAAAAGCGUAAUAAUGCCGCACAUUUGCAUUUGUACAAUAUGUGUCCUAAGCUACUUCCUUGGGGCACACCAUACUUACAGUUUUAAUGACAAAUGGGAAUCAAGUGUAUACUUGUGUUUCUGACAUACAUAUUAGAACAAGUAUAUAAUUAUUACAUAAAAAUGAAUAAAUAUCUUCGGGGAGUAAACGUGUUUGAUUUAUAUUUUUUAAGCUUUACUGAGUCAAAUGCCUUGAAUAAGUCUAAUAUUAUUUAUUGGUUGAAAAACAUGUGCAAAGUAUGUGAAAUUGUAGAAUCUCAUUGCAUUUUCAGUAUUAAUUUUUACGUCGGGGUUUUUUAAAUUGUUAAUUUCGUAUUAUAUUGUUUAAUUCGAUUUAUUUGUAAACGGUUUUACGUUCUUUACCGUCGCUUAUCAUAAUUGUGAUGCUAUUUUUAGAUUAUUUUACGAAUAGACAUUUAAUAAAGACAUAAGCUCGUUUUUGAUAAUU